Messenger RNA from Humulus lupulus (European hop), 1827 nucleotides. RefSeq names its product probable receptor-like serine/threonine-protein kinase At5g57670. The coding region runs from base 353 to 1516 and encodes 387 amino acids. Gene Ontology annotation, biological process: protein phosphorylation. Lineage: Eukaryota; Viridiplantae; Streptophyta; Magnoliopsida; Rosales; Cannabaceae. The transcript has 7 exons. Gene Ontology annotation, molecular function: protein kinase activity; ATP binding. The record is from RefSeq and is a predicted model, not a curated record.
UAGAAAAGGGUCUGAGACUGUGACUCUGUAAUGUAAUGGAGCGUCUUCUCUAUAACUAUAACCAUUAAAAUUCUCUCUCCCUCUCUCUCUGUAUUCACAGACCAAACCAUCAUUCGUCUCUCGAGACAAGCUUUCCUCGAACCCUUAAACCAAAAGCAAAAACAGAUACCCUUUUCAGUCUUUUUGACUCUAUCUCUUUUCCCUCUGGAAUUUAGAGAGAGAAAGAUAGCUUUUUUAUCUUCUGCUUCUUCUUCUUCUUCUUCUCUCCACCUGGCUUCGUUUCGUUGUCACUUUAUUAUAUACUGCUCUGCAUGAAACAGAGUCUCUCUGAGUUCAAACUUUAUUGUAUGCCAUGAAAUACAUUAGGACCAACAGCCUUAAAAGGCUCUUCUCUCUUAAACGACGCAGUUUGGAAGAAGCAGCUGUAGAGAAGAAAGCUCCAAACCCCAAUGGUGAAGAAGACUGUGUUGGAGUUGUAGGAACCGAGUCUUUUCAGAGACCCAUUUGGAAAUGCUUCUCUUUUGAAGAAAUCUCCGAGGCCACCGAUGGUUUCAGCUCAGAUAAUUUGGUCGGAAAAGGAGGCUACGCAGAGGUAUAUAAGGGAGUUUUGAGAAAUGGAGACGAAGUAGCUGUGAAAAGGCUCACGAAAACAGCUUCGGAUGAGAGAAAAGAGAAAGAGUUCUUGACUGAGAUUGGAACCAUUGGCCAUGUCCACCAUAGAAACGUUUUAUCACUCCUUGGCUGUUGUAUUGACAGUGGUCUUUACCUCAUUUUCCAAUUCUCUUCCAUAGGCUCUGUUGCUUCUCUUCUCCAUGGUGAGAAUUUGGCACCUAUGGAUUGGAACACAAGGUAUAACAUAGCCAUUGGUACAGCCAGAGGCCUCCAUUAUUUGCACAAUGGCUGUCAGAGAAGGAUAAUCCAUAGAGACAUUAAGUCAUCCAACAUUCUUUUGACUACAGAGUUUGAACCACUGAUAUCUGAUUUUGGACUAGCAAAAUGGCUUCCAUCUCAAUGGACUCAUCAUUCAAUUGCUCCUAUAGAAGGGACAUUUGGGCACUUAGCUCCUGAGUACUAUAUGCAUGGAAUUGUGGAUGAGAAAACAGAUGUGUUUGCCUUUGGAGUUUUUCUAUUAGAGAUCAUUUCAGGCAGGAAGCCAGUAGAUGGUUCUCACCAGAGCUUACACACUUGGGCCAAACCAAUAUUGAAACAAGGAGAAAUUGAAAAACUGAUUGAUCCAAAGCUGGGAGGGGCCUAUGAUGUUACUCAGCUGAAAAGACUUGCCUUUGCUGCAUCACUUUGCAUAAGGUCACUCACAAAAUGGCGGCCUACCAUCACCAAGGUUUUGGAGGUUAUGGAAGAUGAGGAGAUAGACCAAGAAAUUUUGAAAAUGCCAGAGGAGGAAGAAGAAGAGCAAGAUGAGUUCUGGGGUUUUGAAGAUCUAGAGUAUGAAAGUGACAGUUCCUUCUCACUUUCUCCCCAAGAUUCAGUCUCAACAAAAAGUUCUAUAAAAGAGUAGAGUUAACUAACUAUAUAUACACUUAAUGGAAUAGUUAAAAGUGGUUGUUUUAUCAACAUUGUAAAUAUAGAUCCAACACAAACAAAAUAUUAGUAUUAAGUCACAGCAGAUUUGAAAAUUGUCUGCAAGGAAACCCCACUUUCCUUUCCAAUCAAACUUUUAAUAUAUAUAUAUAUAUAUAUAUAUAUAUGCGUGUGUGUGUGUGUAUGGAUGGAAAAAAGUUUCCUUGAUGUGCAAUGUUUCAUCAUGAUUAGACUCUUGUGGAGUCAGUGUUGUUACAACAAAGCAAUAUAUACCACUUUCUAUGCUAA